This is a messenger RNA of Onychostruthus taczanowskii (white-rumped snowfinch), 1971 nucleotides long. It is a transcript of the gene SDF4, whose product is annotated as stromal cell derived factor 4. The record is from RefSeq and is a predicted model, not a curated record. Gene Ontology annotation, biological process: calcium-ion regulated exocytosis. Bases 228 to 1298 code for a protein of 356 amino acids. The transcript is spliced from 7 exons. Gene Ontology annotation, molecular function: calcium ion binding. Gene Ontology annotation, cellular component: endoplasmic reticulum. Lineage: Eukaryota; Metazoa; Chordata; Aves; Passeriformes; Passeridae.
ACAAAACAUCCGCCUCCUCCCCGCUUCCCUCCGCCCUGGCAGCGCCGGGCUCCGUGAGGGCCGUGAGGGGCUCUCAGCGGCGGCCGGGCCCGGGCUGAGCCUCCCCGCGGCCGUCACGGCGCUCGGGGCAGUGUCCGCUCCCUGCCCGGGCGGCUCCCGCUCCCACAGUGAUUUCAACAGCAGAUAAAUAAUAAAAAAGGGAAAAAAAAAACCCAAAAAGGCCCAAAAUGAUGUCAAGACAAGCUUUCCUGUGCAGCUUGGGCUCUCUGUACCUCUCCCUCCUGCUCAUCUUCCUCCUGAUGGACGUUUACGCCAGGCCUGCCAACCACUCCGUGCUGAAGGACAGGGCAGGGGAGGGCAGGGAGGAGAACGAGAUCCUGCCCCCCGACCACCUGAACGGCGUCAAGAUGGAGCUGGACGGGCACCUGAACAAGGAGUUCCACCAGGAGGUGUUCCUGGGCAAGGAGCGCGAGGACUUCGAGGAGGACUCGCAGCCCCGCAGGAACAGGAGGAAGCUCGUGGGCAUCUUCGCCAAGGUGGAUAUAAAUAAUGAUAAAAAAAUCAGUGCCAAGGAAAUGCAACGUUGGAUCAUGGAAAAAACAGAUGAGCAUUUCCAGGAGGCCGUGGAGGAGAACAAAAUGCAUUUCAGAGCUGUGGAUCCUGAUGGGGAUGGUCACGUUUCUUGGGACGAAUAUAAAAUCAAAUUCUUGGCAAGCAAAGGCUUCAAUGAGAAGGAAAUUGCAGAGAAAAUCAAAAACAACGAGGAAUUGAAAAUAGAUGAAGAAACGCAGGAAGUGCUGGACAACCUGAAGGAUCGCUGGUACCAGGCGGACAAUCCCCCCCCGGACCUGCUGCUGAGCGAGCAGGAGUUCCUGUCCUUCCUGCACCCCGAGCACAGCCGCGGCAUGCUGCACUUCAUGGUGCAGGAGAUCGUCCGCGAUCUGGAUCAGGACGGGGAUAAGAAGCUGACCCUGUCAGAGUUCAUCUCCCUGCCCGUGGGCACGGUGGAGAACCAGCAGGCCCAGGACAUCGACGACGACUGGGUGAGGGACAGGAGGAAGGAAUUCCAGGAGGUCAUCGACGCCAACCGCGACGGCAUCGUCACCAUGGAGGAGCUGGAGGAAUACAUGGAUCCCAUGAACGAGCACAACGCGCUGAACGAGGCGCGGCAGAUGAUCGCCGUGGCCGACGAGAACCAGAACCACCACCUGGAGCUGGAGGAGAUCCUCAAGUACAGCGAGUACUUCACCGGCAGCAAACUCAUGGAUUACGCCCGCAACGUCCACGAGGAAUUCUGAGCUUCCUCCCCCUUUUCCAGAAUUUUCUGUUCUCCUCCCAACCUCCCCCCAAAAAAAAAUAUCCCAGGGAAGAAGGAUUCAGAAGAAGGAGCGGCGGGAAUCGGUCGUCGCGGAUUCUCGAUUUUCCGUCCGUCCCUGCGGGCUCCUUGGAGGGGUUUUUCCUGCUGGGAAAAAAUGGUGGGAAUUCCUGGAUUCAGGUAGUUUUCCUCCUUGGUUUGGGGGGGUUGAAGCCAGCUGGAAUUCUGGGUGGGGAGGAUCCUGGAAUAUUCCCUGGUUUCCUUCAGCUGUUGAUCCAGGGGAUCCCAAAUAAAGGUUGGAUUUUGGGAAGGGAACGGUGAUUCCAAGGAAUGUUUGUCCUCCACACCCAAUUCCAUUGGGGAAAUUCCUUAAAUUUAUUCCCUUGUUGCCCUCACAGCUGUUGAUCCAGGGGAUCCCAAAUAAUGGUUGGAUUUUGGGAAUUUUGGUGGUUCCAAGGAAUGUUUGGUCUCCUGGGAACUGCCCUCACAGCUGUUGAUCCAGGGGAUCCCAAAUAAAACUUGGAUUUUGGGAUGGGAAUGGUGAUUCCAAGGAAUGUUUGUCCUCCACACCCAAUUCCAUUUGGGACGCUCCUUAAAUAUUUGUUUCCCUCAGCUGCUGAUCCAGGGAAUCCCAAAUAAAGGUUUGAUUUUGGGAA